CGUGGAAAGACGCAACCAUUUCAUAUGCGACGUGCAUCUUGGUUUGGUCGCUUCGCUUUCGGAUUUCCGGCUUUACCUUGGUUGCUUGGAACUUAACGCCGUUAGUUGUUAAUAGUGCAAAAGCGUACCGGUUGAAUGAACGCCAGAACUAAAGGUUCUAAACAUACCUAGUUAGGUCUGUAGGGCGCUGCAAGUGACGAAGCAAGCAGAAAUGAAUCCGGCGGGCAGCGUUCCCGAGCACUUGCCUCCAGCCAAGGACGUGACGACCGGCCCUUACGAGGUCAAAGAGCUGCAAGCUCCCGUCCUCAGGGGCUUGGCGCUUGGCAUCGCGGUUCGCGUGUUCGAGUCAUGGUUGGGCCAGUUCCUGUACCCCGUGCUGGCGCACCAGAGUGGAAUUACACAGGUGCUCCAGGGCCCGCGACUUCCCGAGGCGCCCCUGUUCACUCCCGUUGUGUCGCUAAUCACGACCGAACCUGAGGAGCACGCCGAAGCUCUGGAUGUUAACUUCCCUGAGGACUCCACAGAUCCAGCAUCAGAUGCCGAGGAUAGCGAGGGCCAUGUUGACGACGAACACGCCAUGGCAUGCCGCGCCAUCCGCCGAGCUCUGCGUCGCGGCCUGCUGCCUCACCUCCAGCAGUUAGAACACACACAACCAUCGACUACUGCUUCGGUAAACAACAACGCCGAUUUAAAGGCAGCAAGUGCUGAGACCGCACAGGAUGUUACCGUUGGAUACCCUGCGGAGAUGCCCAGCCGCGACCACGACCAAAUUCCCCUGGAGCCGCGUCCCUUCACCGGCGGCGCCACCAUCCUGGACUACGCCAGGGCGUACCGCUCAGGCUCCGUCACCCCCAGCCAAGUGGCUGAGCGCAUCAUCGCCUUCGUGGAGGCCGGCAGGACGGGGGGAGCUAGUGGGGCAGGAGGAGGAGGGGUCGGAGGAGGAGGGGCAGCCGCCUUGCCGCCCCAGGGUGUGGGUUGGUUCGCCGACUGGCGUCCCGAGGUGGUGCGGCUGGAGGCGGAGGAGAGCAGCCGCCGACUGCGCUGUGGUCGCCCCCGCUCGCUGCUGGAGGGGGUUCCCUUCGCCGUGAAGGACCUGGUGGAUGCGGCGCCGUACGACACGGCGGCGGGAACCUGCUUCCUGGGGGCGGAGCGCCCGGUGGUCUCCGACGCGCCCUUCAUCUCGCUGCUGCGCCGGCUGGGUGCCGUACUGCUGGGCAAGACCAGCAUGCACGAGAUCGGGCUGGGCAUCACGGGUCUCAACAUCCGCGGAGGAGGUGGGGGAACGGGAGGAGGAGGAGGGGGCGCUACGGCCCUGAACCCCUAUGCGCUGGGCUGCCGUGAAGGCUCCGGCCCCCAGCUGCACUACUGCGGGGGCUCCUCCAGCGGCAGUGCGGCGGUGGUGGCGGCGGGGCUGUGUCCCUUCGCAUUAGGCAGCGACGGCGGCGGUUCCAUCCGCAUCCCCUCCUCCCACUGCGGCCUGGUGGGGUUAAAGCCGGGCUGGGGGCGGGUGGGAGCGGCGGUGGGGGCGGUGGAUCUGGACUGCAGUGUGGCGUCGCUGGGGCCGCUGGCGGGCUGCGUUCAGGACGCCGCCUUGCUCUACGCCAUCAUGAGCCUGCCUGCCCUCACCACCACCCGGCAGCCGACAACAGCAGCAGCAGUAGCAGGUGAAGCAACAGCAGCAACAACCGCGACUGCUGCUGCUGCAGCCCCUGCUGCUGCCGCUACUCCCGAAAGUGCUGCUGCUGCUGCCGCUGAGGCCCCCCCCGCACCGAAGCAUCCACAGCCGGCCCACACCACCCCUGCUCCGCAUUCAGCAGCCCCAACCUCCCUGCCGCCUCUGCUGCUGCCCAGUCAAUGGCCCAUGGGUCACCCCGCCCCCGCCCCCUCCCUGGAGUCCUGGCAGCCCCUCAGGGGGCUCCGCAUUGGGGUGUACGAGGAGUGGUUCUCCCACGCCUCCCCCCGAGUGGUGGACUGCUGCCGGGCUGCCCUAGCGGCGCUGCAGUCCCUGGGUGCGGCGCUGCUCCCGGUGGUGGUUCCGGAGCUGGAGCCGCUGCGGGUGGCGCACUCGGUCACCAUCGUCAGCGAGAUGAGGCACAACUUCAGGGACCGCUGCGCCUCCCCCCGCCUGCGAGCCGCAUUCAACCCCGAUGUACGACUGGCGCUGGCCAAUGCGCGGUUCUGGAGCCCGGGGGACUACCUCACGGCUCAGCGCAUCCGGGCUCGAGCCAACGUGCACUUCCGGCGGGUGCUGAGCCAGGUGCAUGUCAUCGCCACUCCCACCACCCCCUCUCCCGCGCCCAGCAUCCACCCAGAGGCUCUCCGCGGAGGAGAGAGCAACCUGCGACAGGUGAGCCGCAUGAUGCGGUUCGUGCUGGCCGCCAACAUGCUGGGGCUGCCCGCGGUGUCGCUGCCGCUGGCCCAGCGGGGCGACGACCCGGAUGUGGAAGGCCCGCCGGACGAGCACGAUGGUUCAGAGCUGCUCCCCAUCGGUUUGAACACGGUGCCCGAGGACGGUAUGGACGCCGUUGCAGCUGCAGCUGCGCAAGCGGCAGAUGCACUCCCGGACGUGGACGCUAUGGCUGGUUUCGACAUGACUAAACCGGAGGGCAGGUACGCGUACGACGCUGUAACCCGCUGUAGUGACGUGCACCUUCCAAAUGGCCAUGGUGCGGACGCGGUGUCCUUUGUUCGGCGAGCCACCCCAGAAGACGGCCCCAUGCUGCGCGCCGCCGAACAGCGCCUCAAACAGUUUGUGCUGAGCGAUGCUGAAGUAGCUCCUGCAGCAAACAGCGACAGCCACCAACGGCUGCACGUUGCCGGCGGCCAUCAUGGCGACCCCGUCCGUGCGUGGGUCACCACAAUCGAUUCCAUCACCGGAGCCAGCACGGACAUUCACCUGCGCCCUGGAACCGCGCCGCCGUACGUACACAUGGCGACGCCGCCUACACCCGAGCAGACGAUCCAGCUCUUCACGCUGUCAGCAGAACAGGGCGUAGCGUUCUUGCUUAUCCACCGCGCAUUCAUGGCUGACAUCCAGCACCAACCGCAGCCGCCGCUGCACCUCAUGGUGGUGGGCGGUCCGGGUACUGGCAAGAGCCAGACCAUUAAGGCCGCUCUGUGGCACACCUUCCAGCACGGGCACCGCGAUUGGCUAGCCACAACCGCUUACACCUGGUGCGCGGUGAUCACGGUCAACACUCCCUACCACCGGGGGCUGUCGACCAGCACCAUGUUCCAAUUGGGAUGGGGCCGAGGUCGUCAGCAACAAUCCUCACGCGCUGGCGAACAGGUACGAAAGAAUGUUCCCGGAGGUGCCGUAUCCUUCGAUGAGCUUAGCUUCCUAAGCCUGCAGCACCUAGGGCAGAUCAACGCAUCGGCCAGCAGGCACCUCCAGCGACCUCCCCACCUGUCCCGGAGUGGUGCCGGCUACAGCAUGCUUGCUGGUCGGCACGUCAUCAUGUCCGGCGACAUCCUUCAGCACAGGCCGCCCAACGGCAGGCCACUUUACACGUUUGCAGAGGGCCUGGAGAAGGACCGCAACUACCUCGCUCGGCUUCGAAGCGGCGACACCACAGCCCCACGCGGAAUCCCGCCGCUGCCAAAACAGAAGAAGCCCAGGCCGCCCACCCGUGAAGAAGAGGCUGGCCUGGACUUCUACCGCGCCAUCGCUUUCAUUAUACUGCUCUCCAAGCAGCAACGCCAGGACGACACGCCAAGCGGCCGCCUGCUAACACGGCUAGCAAGUGUAUUCAGCGGCGGCCAGGAUGUCAACCGGAGAACGAUCGAAGAGCUCGUCCGCCAGUUGAAUAGCCGCGUCGUACCCGACCUGGCUGCUCUCGGUUCCAGCGACCCACGGGUCGUCCUGCAGCGAAACCAACCCCGGCACGGCCUCAACAUCCGUCUCAUCAAGCUGCAAGCAGCACACCAGGGGAGGCGGCUGGUCGUGUGGAAGGCGCGUCACGCUCGUACGGGGCACAACGCACUCCCGCUCAAUGAAGCAGGCCAGCGUGCCGCUUCUAUGGCGCCUGACGAGGGCUAUGAACAGUUCACGCCUGACACCUGGUACUUCGAGGGCGCCAAAUUCCUCGUCCUGGACAAUAAUGGCCCUGAUGCCGGCAGUUGCCACAACAACACUGUGGUGACGUGCGGCCUGUUGACGGACAAGGAGGAGCCAGAUGACACGGGAGAGGGACCUUACAGGCGCCUGCAGUUCGUCCCCCGUGCGGUAUUCGUACGGCCCGCUGCCGGGAACACCGACCUCUCCGUCCUUCGCGGCCUGCUUGACUACGACGAGACUCGUGCCGCCUUUGUGGUUACCCCACGGUGGAGCGGCGCCCAAAAGGUGGUAUUCCCUGACCGUACGGUUGUCAGCGAUGGUGAGCCCGCUGUCAACUCGGCCAGCCUCAAGCGCUUUAAC
Messenger RNA from Astrephomene gubernaculifera, 4417 nucleotides. Lineage: Eukaryota; Viridiplantae; Chlorophyta; Chlorophyceae; Chlamydomonadales; Astrephomenaceae. The record is from the annotation of a GenBank genome assembly.